CUACCCAGAUAUUCCUUAUUCAACACAACUCCUAGCCAUGGAACACAAGCAGCAGCAACAGCAGCAGCAGCCAGGCACUACUGGCGCCAAGAGCUGCAGCCAGGCCGCGGAGGUGCACCUGGCCGAGGCGGUGGCGGCCGAGCCCCCGCAGCUGGACGACCAGUCGCAGCUGCAGCCGCACGGCGAGAAGCUCAAGCGCAGCCCGGCCUCGGAGGAGUACCCCGACACCGGCGUGGUGUAUGAGGACAUGAGCACGCCGCAGCUGCACACCACCACCCUGGCCGAGGCGGUGGCGGCGGACCGGCCGCAGCUGGACGACCGCACCACCACGCCGCCGCACACCACCAGCAAGGCCGGCCUGGACCACAGCGGCGCGGAGGGCGCGGCGGCGGGGGGCGGACACGGCGCGAGCUAAGGCGCAAGACCAUGCAAGGCUGAGAGGAUGCGAUGGGCAUGGAGGGGAGGGGGCUGUGAGGACUGAGGAGUGGGGGGAUGGGGCUGGGAUUCAGCAGUGUCCCGCUGAGGACCGAUGUUGUCGGGGAUGCAUGUGGCCGAGGGACUGAGGCGGCAAAGUCAUAGAUUCGCACAAGCGCACUAUCAGGGUCAGGAGGAGUUGUCAGGGUGUUGCGGGCACCAGGUGACCAGAGAGCUGCUGGGGCUGCCGCCGGAUGGGCAGGCGUGAAAUGGCUGGAAAUGGCGACAACGCGUGCUGGUGGUGCCAAAGAGCAGACGAUUGCAG
This is a messenger RNA of Chlamydomonas reinhardtii, 739 nucleotides long. RefSeq lists its product as uncharacterized. Bases 38 to 415 code for a protein of 125 amino acids. The transcript has 3 exons. Lineage: Eukaryota; Viridiplantae; Chlorophyta; Chlorophyceae; Chlamydomonadales; Chlamydomonadaceae. The record is from RefSeq and is a predicted model, not a curated record.